Messenger RNA from Capra hircus (goat), 783 nucleotides. RefSeq names its product histone H2B type 2-F. The coding region runs from base 44 to 424 and encodes 126 amino acids. NCBI's taxonomy places the organism in Eukaryota, Metazoa, Chordata, Mammalia, Artiodactyla, Bovidae. Gene Ontology annotation, cellular component: nucleosome. The record is from RefSeq and is a predicted model, not a curated record. The transcript has 2 exons. Gene Ontology annotation, molecular function: DNA binding; protein heterodimerization activity; structural constituent of chromatin.
CGGGAUCGUUUAGUCCAGGCGUGUGGUGUGUCUUCCUGCAAAAAUGCCGGAUCCAGCAAAAUCUGCUCCUGCUCCUAAAAAAGGUUCUAAGAAAGCUGUCACGAAAGUGCAGAAGAAGGAUGGCAAGAAGCGCAAGCGCAGCCGCAAGGAGAGCUAUUCCGUUUACGUGUAUAAGGUGCUGAAACAGGUGCACCCGGACACCGGCAUCUCGUCCAAGGCCAUGGGCAUCAUGAAUUCCUUCGUCAAUGACAUCUUCGAGCGCAUUGCCGGCGAAGCGUCGCGUCUGGCGCAUUACAACAAGCGCUCAACCAUUACUUCUCGAGAGAUCCAGACGGCGGUGCGCCUGCUGCUUCCCGGUGAGCUGGCCAAGCACGCCGUGUCCGAGGGCACCAAGGCGGUCACCAAGUACACCAGUUCAAAAUGAAGCUCCUGUUCCUGUCACCUAUUCCGAACCCAGUUUCGCCAAGCAUAUAAGCAAGACUUUCUUAUCCAAACUGCGGUCCGAGGAGUGGCAAACAAGAUAAUGACUGAGAGCUCAUUAUACAAUAAAUAUUUCUGGUGGUUUUACUAAAUGGCAGCAUAAGAAUCUAGAGAGUAUCAUUAUCAACCAAUCCAAGGAACUUUGCUUUGAAUGGCCAAAGCCAGAAACAGAGAGCGAAGCAGAACGAAUUGAGCUUGAGCAGUUCUUUACCGGAGAAGGCGAUGGCACCCCACUCCAGUACUCUUGCCUGGAAAAUCCCAUGGAUGGAGGGAGGAGCCUCAUAGGCUGCAGUCCAUGGGGUC